Messenger RNA from Cladophialophora immunda, 4071 nucleotides. RefSeq lists its product as uncharacterized. Gene Ontology annotation, biological process: protein O-linked glycosylation via mannose. The record is from RefSeq and is a predicted model, not a curated record. The coding region runs from base 195 to 2534 and encodes 779 amino acids. Lineage: Eukaryota; Fungi; Ascomycota; Eurotiomycetes; Chaetothyriales; Herpotrichiellaceae. The transcript is spliced from 3 exons. Gene Ontology annotation, molecular function: dolichyl-phosphate-mannose-protein mannosyltransferase activity. Gene Ontology annotation, cellular component: membrane; endoplasmic reticulum.
CCCUCUCCCAUUCCCUUUCAACGUCCAUGCAAUGCCCUUCCUCAUUCUGGAGGCUUUGAACCUCUUCUGAUUAUUCUUUUCACUACCUUCAUUCGUGGCCCAUUUGCCCUUCCAUUUCUUUGAUUCCCACCUUUCAACGUCGUUCUCAGCCUUGCAGUGCUCGAGCCCCUUCGCUACCUUAAGAGACCUCGAAUAUGUCAAGCCCCAAUUCGACCCUGCGACAGCGGGGACCAAAAGAGAAGAACAAAGCUGCAUUCAGCGGGGACAAGGAUGAUGAGGUUUUGAAUGAGGCACUCAACAAUGUGCAGAAGAGUGUGUCUAAAGAAUGGGAUUAUAAGCUGGCGCUGGGAAUAAUCACGGCCCUUGCAUUCGCAACCCGCUUCUUUGGGAUCAGCCAUCCAAAUGAAGUCGUCUUUGACGAAGUGCACUUUGGGAAGUUCGCAUCCUAUUAUCUGCAGCGCACCUAUUUCUUCGACGUACACCCUCCCUUUGGGAAGCUCCUCUUUGCCUUCGUGGGUUGGCUCGUUGGGUAUGAUGGACAUUUCUUGUUUGACAACAUCGGCGAAUCCUACAUCGCCAACAACGUCCCCUACCUGGCAUUCAGAGCACUGCCUGCAUUUCUCGGAGCUCUGACCGUGGUGGUCGUCUACCUGAUUAUGUGGGAAUCGGGAUAUUCGCUCCCGGCGUGUGUCUUGGCUGCUGGACUGGUUCUCUUCGACAAUUCCCACGUGGGCCAAACUCGAUUGAUUCUGCUGGAUGCAACCCUGGUCUUCUUCGUCUCGCUCAGUAUUUAUUGCUACGUUCGGUUCUACAAGCAACGGCACGACCCCUUUGGCAGGAAGUGGUGGAAGUGGCUUCUGCUGUGUGGCUUUUGCAUGAGCUGUGUUAUUUCCACCAAAUACGUCGGUGCUUUUACCUUCUUCACCAUUGGAUGCGCAGUGCUCAUCGACCUUUGGGAUCUGCUAGACAUUAACCGGAAAGAAGGCGCCCUGGAUCUUUUCACCUUUGGCAAGCAUUUCGUGGCUCGUGCGCUCGGCUUGAUCAUAAUACCUUUCUUCUUCUACCUGUUCUGGUUCCAAGUCCAUUUUGCCAUUUUGACCAGGUCCGGUCCAGGCGACGACUUCAUGACACCAGAAUUCCAGGAAACUCUCAGCGACAACCUGAUGCACCAAGCGUCCAUCGACAUCCAAUAUUACGACUAUAUCACGCUACGCCACAAGGACACGAAGGUUUAUUUGCACAGCCACCCAGAUCGAUAUCCCCUGAGAUAUGACGACGGCCGAAUUUCGAGCCAAGGUCAACAAGUCACGGGUUACCCCUUCAACGAUACCAACAACGAGUGGCAGAUUCUGCCCAAUGACCAACUCCCCGAUCCCUCCAUGGCCGGAAAACCGGUGCUUAACGGCGACGUUGUCAAGCUCCGACAUGUUGUGACCAACACCAUGCUUCUGACCCACGACGUCGCAUCCCCCUAUUUCCCUACCAACCAAGAAUUCACCACCGUGCCCCUAGAUGUCGCAGCUGGAGACCGCCACAACGACACUUUGUUCGAGAUUCGGAUGGAACAAGGCAAAAAGGGCUCUCCGUUCAAGACCAUGUCCGGCCAGUUUAAACUGAUUCAUUACCCAACAAAAGUUGCCAUGUGGACGCAUACCACCCCUUUGCCGGAUUGGGCCUUCAAACAGGCAGAAAUCAACGGGAACAAAAACGCACAACAAUCGUCGAAUAUCUGGUAUGUGGACGACAUUCCAAACCUUCCCGAAGAUUCACCACGGCGUGUGAAGGAAGUCAAGAAGACCAAGUCCUUGCCCUUCUACAGAAAAUACAUCGAACUGCAGCGCGCGAUGUUUUACCACAACAACGCGCUGACAGCUUCUCACCCGUACGCAACGCAACCUUAUCAAUGGCCCUUUUUGUUGCGGGGAGUCAGCUUCUGGACACAAGACUCGACGAAGCAGCAGAUUUACUUCCUGGGCAAUCCCAUUGGAUACUGGAUCGCGAGUGCCUUGUUGGCUGUCUUUGCUGGCAUUCUGGGCGCAGAUCAACUGAGUCUGAGGAGAGGGAUUGAUGCACUUGAUCGUCGUACCCGCUCCCGCCUGUACAACUCGACGGGCUUCUUCUUCCUCUGCUGGGCCGCCCACUACUUCCCCUUCUACCUCAUGGGCCGUCAACUGUUCCUACACCACUAUCUCCCGGCCCACCUCGCCUCAUGUCUCGUGACCGGCGCCCUCAUCGAAUUCAUCUUCAACGUCGACCCGGUCGUCGACGACGAGGCCCAGCACGCCCUGCAACAGAAGAAAGACAAAGUCACCGGCAAGAUCCCGGAGAAGGCUAAGAAACACUUCCAGACCGCCGCCGAGAGGCUCAAGGGCCAGAGCAUGCUGGGCACCUGGCUCGCCACGGCCGUCAUCCUGGCCGCCGUCCUGUACGGGUUCUACUUCUUCUUCCCGCUGACGUACGGCUGGCCGGGUUUGACUCCCGCUCAGGUGAACGCGCGCAAGUGGCUCGGGUACGAUUUGCAUUUCGCAAAGUGAUCGCUCACCCUUCCCUUAUCUCUUGUCCACGGGUUCGGCGUCCGAUGGAGGAGCUCGAAGGUUGGGGCAAGGCGAGGCAAGGCAAGGCAAGGCGAGCGGACUCCCCAAGACGGAAAGAAGCAGCGAAAGCCGUGGGGGAGCGAGCGAGCUAAGCGCGAAGCAAAAGUACCCAAAGGAAAAUGAAGAGCGGGCGGUCAUCAUGUGUUUCUUUCCCUCUUUGGGGCUGCCGCGUCGGCUCCCCCAUCAUGACCUUGAAAUCGAUGGGAGGAUGGAGUCAGGAGAGGGGCGCCCGCACGCACUCUUUUUGCAAAAGAAAGACACGGCCAAACUUAGUGCGCGAGCGGGCGUGCGGGCGAUCAUGCUAAUUAAAACGGGUGGUCAAGUCAAGGGCAAUCUAGAGACCAGGGAAGAACUACCCGAGCGAGCACAUCCUUUUCGCAAACACCAAAAAGCAUCACACAUCUGAAGAUCCUUCGACGGGAGUAACGGCAAACUGAGUUGGAGUUGGGAGUCGAGUUGGGGACCCUUGUUUCUCGUUGUCCAUGGUUGCAAAACUACAGCAUCUUACCGGUUGUAAAUGCAAGGGAUCUCUGUUUGCGAGCCUCUGCUUCGAUAUACGAACCAAGAAGUACCUUGAGUGAUUGAGGAGAAUAACACGAGACUCGAAAGGUAGAUAAGACUCCGAACUCGAUGAACCAGCUCGAGUAUCAAAGACCAAAUGUACCAAAGCCUGCAAGGGUUGACGAUGCGCACGACCAGUUGUCUGCUGUUUCCUGUACUGCCAGAGCCUUUGGGAAGAAGGAACGCUGCUGCUCAUGUUCCGUUUCCGCCUGAUGCGUUGUUCAUCAUGCCCGAGGUGACAAAUGUCGUAGGAAUGGACAAUUCCUUUUUCCCUAAUCGAGUCAACAAACACUGCGACGGCGCUAUUGCCUGUCCUUUGCCCUAGCCUUGUCUGGCGUGGACAUGUUCUGUAUUGGAGCAUCGGCUGCCCAAGCUCAGAGUCUGGGGGCUGAUCAACUCACUGCGCCUUCCGCUGGGCUGGACACCUUUAUCGGGUUUGCCCUGGUCUGGCCUGUUCUCCUCUCAUCAAUCUGGACUGCGCGACAGGUGGACGAGCUCGGGUAUAAUCUACGCAGGAGUGUUCUUGCUGUGUCGGUCGAAGAAUGCCCGGCGAGGAGAUCCACAUUGAACUUGACAGUUCGCCCUGGAAACUACUGCAUGAUCCCUGUAAGGUGUUUAUUCGAGGAGGUUCACGAGACGCCGGAUGGGCAUGAGAUAAGAACAACUUGUUAAAUGCUUGGGGGGCGUGCAUAGGUGCCGGGACAGUCGGGUUUGCGAUUUUGCCUGGCAGAAAGGAUCAUGUCCAUUGGGCCGGGUUUCAAUGGGUUGCAGUGCGUGUAGGUAGGUUCGUGCGCUCCCUGGGGUUGAGACAGGUCGGCUUUCAGCUGAUGGUGCAGUUUGUGUUAGUCACCGCAAGUUGACGUGGGUGAGGAUGAAGGUAGCGACGGGGAGCGCGGCAGGCGAAGGCAAAAAGGUG